Molecule: messenger RNA, 1270 nt
Organism: Phytophthora nicotianae INRA-310
Lineage: Eukaryota; Oomycota; Peronosporomycetes; Peronosporales; Peronosporaceae
Exons: 1
Coding region: 205-1188 (327 amino acids)
Molecular function (GO): oxidoreductase activity
Source: RefSeq, a predicted model, not a curated record
AGGUUCCGUCAAGGGUGAAAUACAGUGCCACUCUGUCCACGUGAUCGCAGAUUACCUGAACUAUAUUGCUUACACAGCGUCAUUCUGGUGCCGUGCCAGUCUCUGCUGCACCGUAACGGAUGCCACCGUUGCUACAGUCUCUCAUUCCUCAAAAAGAUCUCAAGCCCACAAGUCUCUAAGAUCCCAACACCAACCCCAAGCAUCAUGUCUGCCAUCCCCGCCACCUUCAAGGCCUACGAGUACUCCAAGUUCGGCGACGCGCUGGAGGAGAUCAAAUUCAACGCGAACGCCGUCCAGAAGCCACUGAAGGCCGAUGAGCUGCGUGUCAAGAUCUUCAGCGCCGCCGUGAACCCUGUGGACUACAAGCUAGUCAAGUACGGUCCGCACAUUCUGCCUCACGCCCCCACUGCUGAGAAUCCCUUCGGCGUGGGUUUCGACAUGGCCGGCAAGGUAGUAGAAGUCGGCAGUGACGUCAAGGACUACAAGGUCGGUGACGAGAUCUUCGCCAUGCCCGGCUUCAUGAGCUUCGGCACCUUCGCCGAAUACAUCAACAUUGAGACCAAGUUUGUGGCACCCAAGCCCAGCAACAUGUCGUGGAAUGAGGCAGCAGGUGUGCCUCUUGCUGGCCAGACGAGCUGGCAGGCGCUGGUAAAGUACGGUAAACUACAAAAGGGCCAGCGCGUGCUGAUUCUAGGAGGCAGCAGCGGCACGGGCGUGUUUGCUAUUCAGAUCGCCAAGGCCCUCGGCGCGGAGGUCAUCACGACGUGCAGUGCACGUAACGUGGAGCUCGUCAAGUCGCUGGGUGCUGAUCAGGUUGUGGACUACACCAAGGAGAAGUGGAGUGAGGUGCUGGCCGAGCACUCUAUUGACCUCAUUUACGACUGUGGCAUGGAGCCAGCAUCGUGGAAUGACGCCGCUCAGAAGGUCCUGAAGGAGAAGACCGGUAUCUUCGUGACGAUCCUGACGGUUGACAAGCCCAUUGAGUCACCCAUUGGUGCCACGUUGCACCAGAUAUUCAAUGCGCCGUGCACGGAAUACCUGCUGGAGCUCAAGAAGCUGAUUGAAGCUGGGAAAGUGAAGACGAUCAUUGAUUCGGUGCACCCGCUGGAGAACGUGAUGGAGGCGUUUAAGGUGCAGAUGUCCAGUCGCGCUCGUGGCAAGAUCGUCAUCGAGAUCGCCAAGGAAUAAGUGAUUAGUAGUUAACGAGCUGUAUAAGAAGAAUGGAAUAAACGUGAGCGCUGAAUUGGUAGUGGGGGUUGUUUAUUAUGUA